Messenger RNA from Andrographis paniculata, 1964 nucleotides. RefSeq names its product NADP-dependent glyceraldehyde-3-phosphate dehydrogenase. Bases 317 to 1807 code for a protein of 496 amino acids. Gene Ontology annotation, molecular function: lactaldehyde dehydrogenase (NAD+) activity. The transcript has 9 exons. The record is from RefSeq and is a predicted model, not a curated record. Lineage: Eukaryota; Viridiplantae; Streptophyta; Magnoliopsida; Lamiales; Acanthaceae.
UACUGCACCAGACUCGAACAAACAACCAAACAAAUCACAGAAGAUUGAUUCCAUGGCAUCUUCCAAAUUCUCACAUCUCUACUCUACUUCUGCAGUCAAAUACUUCCCUUUUUCUCUAUAUUUUUAAUUUCCUGAAAUUAAUGUGGCUCAGCUUUCUUCACCACAACGACAAAUACUGUUGCUUGUCAGACAUCUGUAUUUAUUCAGACAAGAGAACCCUCGAGAGACGGGUAUCGUCGUACAAAGCUGCUGCUGCUGCUGUUGGUUCGGAAUUGCAGUGCAAAAUACACAGCACAGCACACCUUGAGGGUUUGCCAUGGCCGGGAGUGGAGUUUUCGCUGAGAUAAUCGAUGGGGAUGUGUUCAAGUACUACGCUGAUGGAGAAUGGAAGAAGUCCUCUUCUGGUAAGGCCGUUAACAUCGUCAAUCCUACGACGAGGAAGACUCAGUACAAGGUUCAAGCUUGUACUCAAGAAGAGGUUAACAAAGCCAUGGAAAUAGCUAAAGCCGCACAGAAAUUAUGGGCGAAAACUCCACUGUGGAAGCGUGCAGAACUUCUUCACAAAGCUGCCGCCAUUCUUAAAGAGCACAAAGCUCCAAUAGCCGAGGCUUUAGUGAAGGAAAUCGCCAAACCGGCUAAAGAUUCCGUCACCGAGGUUGUUAGGUCGGGCGAUCUGGUUUCUUAUUGCGCCGAAGAAGGGGUUCGAAUUUUGGGGGAAGGCAAGUUCCUUUUGUCGGAUAGUUUUCCGGGGAAUGAAAGAACAAAGUAUUGUCUCACUUCCAAGAUUCCGUUGGGCGUUGUUCUAGCCAUUCCUCCUUUUAACUAUCCCGUCAAUCUUGCUGUCUCCAAAAUCGCCCCGGCUCUCAUCGCUGGAAACUCUCUCGUCCUCAAGCCUCCGACUCAGGGUGCUGUUUCUUGUCUUCAUAUGGUACACUGCUUUCACUUGGCCGGUUUCCCAAAAGGACUCAUCAGCUGCAUCACCGGAAAAGGAUCCGAGAUCGGCGAUUUUCUUACGAUGCAUCCCGGAGUGAAUUGCAUAAGUUUCACAGGUGGCGACACCGGGAUCGCAAUUUCGAAGAAAGCCGGGAUGAUUCCUCUGCAAAUGGAGCUCGGAGGAAAGGACGCGUGCAUCGUGCUCGAGGACGCCGAUCUGGAUCUCGUAGCGGCGAACAUCAUCAAAGGAGGAUUCUCUUACAGCGGCCAGAGGUGCACGGCGGUGAAGGUGGUCCUCGUCAUGGAAUCGGUGGCUGAUGCGCUCGUCGAGAAAGUGAAGUCGAAAGUCGCUAAAUUGACGGUGGGCCCGCCGGAGGACGACUGCGACAUAACUCCGGUGGUCUCCGAAUCGUCGGCGAACUUCAUCGAGGGUCUGGUGACGGAUGCAAAAGAAAAAGGUGCUACGUUUUGCCAAGAGUAUAAAAGGGACGGGAAUCUCAUCUGGCCGUUGCUGCUCGACAACGUCCGACCCGACAUGAGAAUCGCGUGGGAAGAACCGUUCGGGCCCGUCCUCCCGGUGAUUCGAAUCGGGUCUGUCGAGGAAGGCAUUCAUCACUGCAACGCGAGCAACUUCGGGCUACAGGGCUGCGUCUUCACGAAAGACGUGAAUAAGGCGAUUCUGAUCAGCGACGCGAUGGAGACGGGGACGGUUCAGAUCAACUCGGCCCCAGCUCGCGGCCCCGAUCAUUUUCCUUUUCAGGGUAUAAAGGACAGCGGAAUCGGGUCGCAAGGUAUUACGAAUAGUAUUAAUAUGAUGACGAAGGUUAAAAGCACCGUGAUCAACCUGCCGACCCCGACGUAUAACAUGGGCUGAGAAGAGAAGAUUUAUAUGUAUGGAGAGGCUUGUUGAAAGAGGUCUUUUUAGCAUGAAUAAAAUGUUUGGAUUUAUAUAUAUAUUUAUUUUAUGUAUUUAUUUAUGUAUGUAUGUAUUUGGGCUUUCAUGUAGUAACUGAUUAAUGGAUUUUUGGAUA